Messenger RNA from Trichophyton benhamiae CBS 112371, 987 nucleotides. Its product is annotated as short chain dehydrogenase/reductase, putative. NCBI's taxonomy places the organism in Eukaryota, Fungi, Ascomycota, Eurotiomycetes, Onygenales, Arthrodermataceae. The coding region runs from base 1 to 987 and encodes 328 amino acids. The transcript has a single exon. Gene Ontology annotation, cellular component: endoplasmic reticulum. The record is from RefSeq and is a predicted model, not a curated record. Gene Ontology annotation, molecular function: oxidoreductase activity.
AUGGUGUGGGAAAGAGUAUUUGCGUGUAUAGGAAUUUUGACAACCGUCUGUAUCGUUGUGAAUCUCCUUUCCGUGGCAUACAAGUUCCUGCGUCCAUCAAAACUACACAAGUACCUACAUGAUGGCAAACAAACAUAUGCGUUUGUUACCGGAGCCACCGAUGGAGUUGGUCGUUCCAUGGCUUAUGAGCUAGCAAAAAGUGGCUUUAACCUCAUCCUCCACGGUCGAAAUAGCGAGAAACUGCAGGCUAUAACCGAGGACCUACAGAAUCAGUACCCAACCAUCAAGACCCGCAAAUUCGUCUGUGAUGCAUCGAAAGAUUUACUGGACUCGUCUACCCUAUCUAACCUACACAAGGUGCUGAAAGACGUCCACAUUUCGAUUCUAAUUAACAAUGUUGGCGGGAUGGGUUGCCUACCGCCUUCUUGUCUUUAUCAGGCCUACGAGUCCUAUACUGGGGAGCAGAUUGACGUUGUACUCAACGUUAAUCUCCGGUUUAUGGUACAACUCACGCGCAUCCUUAUCCCAUUAAUGGACCACUCUACCUCUAUGACGGCUGCAAGUAACAAACGGCUGCCUUCUUUAAUCCUGAACAUGGGGUCCGUUGGGGCUCAUGGAUCCCCUUAUAUCAGUGUAUAUGCUGGUACCAAAGCAUUUGUUGCUUCUUUCUCUAACUCAUUAAGCAUGGAAAUGAAAAUUGAGGGGAAAGAUAUCAAUGUCCAGGCCCUAAUAAUUGGUGAGACUAGGAGCGCCACUCACAUUGUUAAGGACGGAAUGAUGGUCCCCCAUUCUAACUCACUUGCCCGUUCUGCAUUGAAAAUAGUUGGCUCAGAUAGGGAAACAUUUGUUUCAGGCUGUUUCCCUCACUGGAUGGCGAAAAUAUUUGUUCAGGUUAUGCCGGUAUAUGUUUCUAAUGCGCUCUUUGUUGAUGCUAUAAAGAAACUUAAGGCAGCCCAUGAGAAACGAGUGGCCUCCCUUGCCGACUAA